Molecule: messenger RNA, 646 nt
Organism: Anolis sagrei ordinatus
Lineage: Eukaryota; Metazoa; Chordata; Lepidosauria; Squamata; Anolidae
Gene: SNRPD3
Product: small nuclear ribonucleoprotein D3 polypeptide
Biological process (GO): RNA processing; spliceosomal snRNP assembly
Cellular component (GO): spliceosomal tri-snRNP complex; U1 snRNP; commitment complex
Molecular function (GO): RNA binding
Source: RefSeq, a predicted model, not a curated record
GCGGGGUGGCGCUGGAGCGGACGACACUUCCGCUUCCUCCUCUUCCGCUUUGCAUGCUGGGAGGCCGGGCUUUGAUCGAAUUCACGCUGUAGCGACAUCCGAAAUCCUGUCCAUCACCCACCUCCAUCCUUAUCAUGUCGAUCGGGGUCCCCAUCAAGGUCCUCCAUGAGGCUGAGGGACACAUUGUCACUUGCGAGACAAACACCGGGGAGGUCUACCGCGGGAAGCUCAUUGAAGCUGAGGACAACAUGAACUGCCAGAUGUCGAACAUCACAGUGACAUACCGUGAUGGACGUGUGGCGCAGCUGGAGCAGGUGUACAUCCGUGGAAGCAAGAUCCGCUUCCUGAUCCUUCCAGACAUGCUCAAAAAUGCCCCAAUGCUCAAGAGCAUGAAGAACAAGAACCAGGGCUCCGGAGCCGGGAGGGGAAAGGCCGCCAUCCUCAAGGCACAAGUGGCAGCCAGAGGAAGAGGGCGCGGAAUGGGACGUGGAAACAUUUUCCAGAAGCGGAGAUAAAGAAAAAAAAUGAAUAUAUUCAAAAUGGCUUCCGGGUUUGAAUUAUUCCCACCAAUCUCUUUCCAGUUGUUAUUAUGUCUUCCUUUUUGUUAUUCUCCAGUAUUUCAAUAAACAUGGAUUUUUCUUAGCUA